Molecule: messenger RNA, 904 nt
Organism: Erythranthe guttata (spotted monkey flower)
Lineage: Eukaryota; Viridiplantae; Streptophyta; Magnoliopsida; Lamiales; Phrymaceae
Source: RefSeq, a predicted model, not a curated record
ACCGCCUAAUUAUUCACGACCAGCGCCCGGAUUCCAAAAUCCGCCUCAAGCCCAACCUCAAGGUGGAGAUCUCGCAAACAUCUUGGCGCAGUUUAUGACAACCACCCAAGCCUCCAUCCGCAAUUUAGAAACACAGAUGGGCCAACUUGCAACCCAACUAACAGCGAGGCCAUCGGGAGCACUGCCAUCAAACACGGAAGAUCCUCGGAAGAACAACGUCGAGCAGUGCAACGCCGUGAGUUUAAGGAACGGGAGACAAUUGGAGGAGGCCCCACGAAAGGAGAAGCAAAACACGGUAAUCGAGGAGCCGAAUGAGAUUGAGGAAAAAGAAGCAACUCGCAAGGAACCGCCAUCUCCCACAGUGAUCUCACGAGUCCCUCAAGUCCCAUAUCCUCAAAAUCUUCAAAAGAAGAAGCUCGAUGCCGAGCACCAAGGAUUCUUGAACAAGCUGAAGGAAAUCCACAUCAAUAUUCCGUUUAUCGAAGCCAUUCAAAAGAUGCCAAAGUGGGUGAAAUUCCUCAAGGAGCUCGUAACAAAGAGGAAUAAAUUGCAAGGGAAUGAGAUCAUCCAACUCACAGAGCAAUGCAGUGAAAUUCUUGUACGACCCCUUCCACAAAAACUCGGCGAUCCAGACCAUGGGAAAGGAUCUUUAAGUGCAGGAGAUGGUGGCGGAAAAGAUAGUCGGACGGAGCAAGUUUAUUGUGCGAACUCAAUUUCAACUCCGCCGAGGGACAGUCAAAAGAGUUGGGAUGAUAACAAUGAUGAACGUGCAAGGUGGAUCUGGCCACCUAACGAACCAAACGAGCAUUAUUGGGGAGAGGAAUUCAAUCGCCAAGUGACUUCGGUCACGUUAGCUUGAACAAAGAAGCAGACAAAGUCCGGCUGAAGACUGUAAACUUAGCGC